AUGAAAGAGGUGGUUGUCGACGUGGCCCCAAAGUGCAUUAAGGGCCUAGAGUUCAGCGCCCUCUCGGCAAGCGACAUCGUCGCCCAGUCCGAGGUCGAGGUCACCACUCGAGACUUGUAUGACUUGGAGAAAGGUAGAGCUGUGAGGGAAGGUGGUGCUUUAGAUACCAAAAUGGGUACCUCUUCCAAUGCUGUGGAGUGCUCCACCUGUCACGGCACAUUGGCUACAUGUCACGGUCACUUUGGCCAUGUGCGUUUGGCGUUGCCUGUAUUUCAUGUGGGUUACUUCAAGGCAAUUAUUCUGGUUCUCCAGUGCAUCUGUAAGAACUGUGGUGCUCUCUUGUUAGAUGAGCAGACCAAGAGAAGUUUCUUGGCAGAAUUAAGAAGACCAAACAUUGACAACUUGCGCCGCAUGAAGAUCUUAAAGAAAGUUGUGGAGCAAUGUAAGAAACAGAGAAGGUGUCUCAAAUGUAAUCACUUGAACGGUGUGGUCAAAAAGGCGGCUAGUGGUGCUGGCCCUGCAGCUUUGAAGAUUGUUCAUGACACAUUUCGUUUCGUGGGAAAGAAGCCCACACCUGAGAAGGAGUACUGGGAAAAAGAGUUCGAUGAGGUCUUCUCAAGAAACCCAGAGCUCGAAAAGUUCGCCAAGCGUGUUCACGAGGACUUGAAUCCACUUAGGGUUUUGAACUUGUUUCGCCAAAUCUCACCGCUUGACUGUGAGUUGUUCGGUAUUGAUGCCGCAAGAGGGGGAAGACCUGAAAUGUACAUUUGGAGAUAUUUACCAGCACCCCCUGUUUGUAUCCGUCCAUCCGUGAUGAUGGAUAGUCAGUCCAAUGAAGAUGACUUGACUGUGAAAUUGACGGAAAUCGUUUGGACGUCCUCACUUAUCAAGGCAGGUAUCGAGAAGGGUAUCUCCGUGAAUAACAUGAUGGAACAAUGGGAUUACCUCCAGUUAUCUGUGGCCAUGUACAUCAACUCCGAUUCUGCCAACCCAGCGCUUCUUCCGGGAGGUAUGGGCUCUGGUGGAGGUUCUAAGAGCAGUAAGCCAAUUCGAGGUUUCUGCCAAAGAUUGAAGGGUAAACAGGGUCGAUUCAGAGGUAAUUUAUCCGGUAAGAGAGUGGAUUUCUCCGGAAGAACUGUCAUUUCCCCUGAUCCUAACUUAAAAAUUGAUGAAGUGGCGGUGCCUGACCGUGUUGCCAAGAUCUUGACCUACCCAGAAAAGUGUACUCGUUAUAAUCGUCAGAAACUUCAGAGAUUGAUUUUAAAUGGUCCUGAUCAGCAUCCAGGUGCGAACUACGUGGUCAAACAAAACGAAGUUGGAAAGAGAAACUUGCGUUUUGCUGAUAAAGAGAAAAUGGCUAAGUCAUUGCGCAUUGGUGAUGUGGUUGAGAGACACAUUGAGGAUGGUGAUGUUGUUCUUUUCAACAGACAACCUUCGUUGCACAGAUUGUCUAUCUUAUCGCACUAUGCCAAGAUCAGACCUUGGAGAACCUUCAGACUUAAUGAGUGUGUUUGUACUCCUUACAACGCUGAUUUCGACGGUGACGAAAUGAACUUGCAUGUUCCUCAGACAGAGGAAGCAAGAGCAGAGGCCAUAAACUUGAUGGGUGUGAAAAAUAAUUUGUUGACUCCCAAAUCUGGUGAGCCAAUCAUUGCUGCCACCCAGGAUUUCAUCACUGGCUCCUACUUGAUUUCCCACAAAGACAGUUUCUUUGACCGUGCUUCUUUGGUCCAGUUGUUGUGUAUGAUGUCAGAUGCGGAUUUGCAAUUUGAAAUUCCUCCUCCUGCUAUUUUCAGGCCAGUUAUGUUGUGGACCGGUAAGCAAGUGUUUUCGUUGCUCAUAAAGCCAAACAAGAAAUCGAAGGUAGUCAUUAACGUCGACGCUAAAAACAAGACCUUUACUCCCCCAGCGAAGGGCUUGCCUAAUGAGAUGUCGCCUAACGACGGAUUUGUGAUCAUUCGUGGUUCUCAAAUUUUGAGUGGAGUGAUGGAUAAAUCGACAUUAGGUGAUGGUAAGAAACAUUCUGUCUUUUAUACUAUUCUCCGAGACUAUGGACCCGAUGAGGCAGCUACUGCCAUGAACAGAAUGGCAAAGCUUUGUGCUAGAUUUUUGGGUAACCGAGGCUUUUCUAUUGGUAUUAAUGAUGUCACCCCUGGUGCCGAUUUGAAGAAUAAAAAGGAAAUGAUGGUUGAGGCGGCAUACGCAAAGUGUGACGAAUUGAUUGACUUGUACAACAGAGGAAGGUUGGAAACUCAACCAGGUUGUAACGAGGAACAGACUUUGGAAGCCAAAAUUGGUGGUUUGCUUUCGAAAGUCAGAGAAGAAGUUGGUGAUGUGUGUAUUAAUGAGUUAGAUAACCUUAAUGCUCCAUUGAUCAUGGCCACCUGUGGUUCCAAAGGUUCCACCUUGAACGUGUCGCAGAUGGUGGCAGUUGUCGGACAGCAAAUUAUCUCGGGUAAUCGUGUCCCCGAUGGAUUUCAAGACAGAUCUUUGCCACACUUCACAAAGAAUUCCAAGACACCACAGUCGAAGGGUUUCGUCAGAAAUUCUUUCUAUAGUGGUUUGACUCCCCCAGAAUUCUUGUUCCACGCUAUUUCGGGAAGAGAAGGUUUGGUUGAUACUGCUGUGAAGACUGCAGAAACCGGUUACAUGUCUAGACGUCUUAUGAAGUCCCUUGAAGAUUUGUCGUCGCUGUACGAUAAUACUGUUAGAAACUCUUCCAAUGGUAUUGUCCAGUUCACUUACGGAGGAGAUGGGUUGGACCCAUUGGAUAUGGAGGGAGAUGCCAAACCUGUUAACUUUGACCGUCAAUGGGAUCAUGCAUUUAACAUCACAUUCAACAUCAAGGAUAGAGGUUUGUAUCCAUAUCAGAUUAUGGACGUUGUGGAAUCGGUUUUGCAGCCUCUUGAAGAGAAGCUAAUCAGAUAUGACAACUUGGGCAACGUUAUUGAGGGUGAAAUGGGAGACAGAAUCGAAUUUAUUGACCAGAAGGAUGCCGAAAGAGCAUUUUACAAGUCGAUUCGCGACUAUGUUGGUAAGAAAGCCACACAACUUGCAAACUACAGAAACAAUAGGAACCUUCGACCUUAUCUCACUAAGAUUGAAGAGGACGAUGGGAUGGUUCUUGAAGAGGACGAGUUGAGCGAAAAUGCUGUCAACCAAUUAUUGAAAAUCUCCAGGAAGUCCGUUCACAAGUUCUUGGAGCAGUGUCUCUACAAGUAUUUGAGAGCCAAGGUCGAGCCAGGAACUGCUGUCGGAGCUAUUGGUGCUCAUUCCAUCGGUGAACCAGGUACCCAGAUGACCUUGAAGACUUUCCACUUUGCUGGUGUUGCUUCUAUGAAUGUCACGUUGGGUGUUCCUCGUAUCAAGGAAAUCAUUAAUGCUGCGAAGGUCAUUUCCACCCCUAUCAUCAACUCUGUAUUGGUCAAUGAUGAAGAUGAGCUUGCUGCACGUGUGGUGAAGGGAAGAAUUGAAAAGACAAUGUUGAAGGAUGUUGCAUACUUCAUUGAGGAUGUGUAUAAGAACGACAUGGCUUACUUGUCUAUCAAGAUCGAUUUAAGGACCAUUGAGAGAUUGCAGUUGGAGUUGACUUUGGACAACAUCCGCCAGGCCAUUGCUAACGCACCUAAGUUGAAGAUUUUAAACAAUGAAGUAUCUGUUUAUGGCAGAGACCGUGUCAAUGUUUUGGUGACUUUGAGGGAGACAAAAUCAGAGAGUUUGGCUCGUACUGCUGCUUCAGACUAUAAACUGAGUGAUACUAACAACGCUUUGUUCUUUAGAAUGCAACACUUGAAGCGGUCAUUGCCUGAUGUCGUGAUCAAGGGUCUUCCAAACAUUUCAAGAGCAGUUAUUAACAUCAGAGAUGACAACAAGAAGGAAUUAUUGGUAGAAGGAUACGGAUUAAAGGAAGUCAUGAGCACUGAUGGUGUGGUGGGCACUAAGACCAGCACUAACCACAUUCUCGAAGUGUACCAGGUGUUGGGUAUUGAAGCCGCUAGAUCAUCGAUCAUUGGAGAAAUUGACUACACCAUGAGUAAGCACGGAAUGAGUGUGGAUCCUCGUCAUAUCCAGCUAUUGGGAGACGUGAUGACUUAUAAGGGAGAAGUACUUGGAAUCACCAGAUUUGGUUUGAGUAAAAUGAGAGAUUCGGUGUUGCAGCUUGCAUCGUUCGAAAAGACGACCGACCACUUGUUCGACGCCGCAUUUUUCAUGAAGAACGAUAAGAUAGAGGGAGUUUCGGAGUGUAUCAUUUUGGGACAGACCAUGAGCAUUGGUACCGGAACAAUCAAGAUGGUGAAGACUUCUGAGUAUGAACAGAAAAAUUUGGAGCCAAAACCCACAUUAUUUGAGAAUUUGUGUGAGGUGGGCGCUUGA
Sungouiella intermedia is the source of this 4374-nucleotide messenger RNA. The record is from the annotation of a GenBank genome assembly. NCBI's taxonomy places the organism in Eukaryota, Fungi, Ascomycota, Pichiomycetes, Serinales, Metschnikowiaceae.